This is a messenger RNA of Chenopodium quinoa (quinoa), 2993 nucleotides long. RefSeq lists its product as uncharacterized. Lineage: Eukaryota; Viridiplantae; Streptophyta; Magnoliopsida; Caryophyllales; Amaranthaceae. The coding region runs from base 510 to 2465 and encodes 651 amino acids. The record is from RefSeq and is a predicted model, not a curated record. The transcript is spliced from 7 exons.
UUUUUUUUAAAAAAAUAAAAAAAUCGCCGAAAUCAAAUAUUUUUCAAUUUUACCCAUUUUCGCCGUUUAUUAACAAUCGCCGGUUUCUCCUACCUCUUUCUUUUUCUCUCUCCUACCUCUUUCUUCGUUCUACUGGUUCAAUUCUCGAAGAGAGAGACAAACAAACCUUCGAAACCCUAGCAAUGGCGGAACUACAUUCAUCUUCUUCCUCAUCAGAAAUUCUCUGAUCAUCUAGAAAACCAUCAAAACGACGCAAAAUUGAUUCGUUUUAAUACCGUUUUUUCAACGGUUGGUUGGUUAAUUUAAACUGGCUAUGGCAGACGCUGUAUUUUCGACGGUUUUCUUCUUCUCUGCUAGGGUUUCGACUUCGUUACGAUCGCAGAUCUCUCGCGACCCUACCUAAAAAAAAGUCAUUGAAAAUCGUUUUUUCGUUAAUUUUAUUUGAUUUUAUUCAGGUGUUGUUCGAAUAAGGUGGUGGUUGUGGUGGCGGAGGAGACAGAAAGUCGAUAAUGGCGGGGUGGGAGAGGUUGAGGAGGUGUUUGAGAACGAUGUUUUUCAUGUUGGCAAUGGUGGCGUCAUUAUUGGUGCAAUGUCUGCCAUUGUUGGUAGCCAUUGGAGAUGUUUUGGUACCUUGUGUUUUGGUUUCGAGCUUCACCUGUGUUAGGUGUUAUAGCCUUAAACAACACCUUAGAAGAUACGCUUUUAAGAGCUCUUUGAUUGAUAUUCCUCUCGUUUCUGUCCUCAGAUCUCUCCUUAUUACCUGUGUAUAUUCUCUCUCUGAUGCUCCUGCUCUUUCUCAUGGACCAUAUCUUGGAAGUGUGACGAUAUGCUCCAUUUCUUCAAUUCUUCUUCUGUCAGUAAAGGCCUGUGUUUUCUCUGCGAAUUCUCAAAUGGUAGCUGAAGCUUCACAUUCUAUUUCAAGUCGUAUUCUUCAUUUGAAGAAGUCUUGGGGAAUGCCUGUUUUGUUUCUGUCAUCUGUAGUUUUUGCUCUUGGCCAUAUGGUGAUUGCUUAUCGAAUUAGCUGCAAGGCAAGGAGAAAACUUCUAUUUCAUCGGGUUGAUCCAGAGGCGGUUCUGUCUUGCAAGAGUUUGCUCUCUGCCUAUCAAAAGCUCCCACGAUCUCCCAUUCCCUCCUCAGCAAAGGCUACUCCUAAAAGUGACAGUGAGACAAGGAGGAAACCUUAUGGUCUAACUCGUUACGACGGUGUCUUGCCUGUCAGAUUACUUGCUGAUAUUGAUAGUUUAUUCACAACUUGUCAAGGCUUCACGCUCCAUUACAAGAUUAGUAUGCCUAGCUCUCCUGCAUGUUCUCUGUCAUCCACAACCUUUGUUGAACCCAGUAGAAGCUGUAGCCCUCAGCUGGGCAUUGGUAGGGUAAAUGUUGAUCGGCCAUUUAAUGCUCUUUCAAAAACCCAACAUAACCUGUGUAGAAGCUAUAGCAACAAUUUCUAUUCUUCUUCUUUGUUUGACCCAUUGCUUGAAAAUAUGGCACGUUCUGCUGUUUCAUCUGAUGAAUUUCCUCCUAUGAGCCUUGAUGCUGUGGAGGACAAAGAUCUAAUAAAUGAUUUAAGCCCUUUGAAAUUGGAUUCAAAUUUGGAAGCAAACGGAGAGUGUGGUAUUGUCCUAGUGCAUGGAUUUGGAGGUGGAGUUUUCUCAUGGAGACAUGUGAUGGGGACACUGGCACGUCAAGUAGGUCGAACUGUUGCUGCAUUUGAUCGUCCUGGGUGGGGUUUGACUCCUAGGCUACUAAGGAAGGAUUGGGAAGAGAAACAAUUGCCAAAUCCUUACAGCCUUGAUACUCAGGUGGGCCUGCUUUUGUCCUUUUGUUCUGAAAUGGGGUUUUCUUCAGUGAUACUUGUUGGCCAUGAUGAUGGUGGCUUGCUUGCAUUAAGGGCAGCUGAAAGAGUGAAAGCAUCAGGGAGUUCUGCAAAUGUUGCAAUCAAAGCAGUGGUGUUGCUGAGUGCAGACCUAUCUCGAGACGUAGUUCCAUCUUUUGCGAGGAUACUUCUGCGCACUUCAUUGGGAAAGAAACAUUUGGUUCAGCCACUGCUGCGGACAGAAAUUACGCAAGGGGUAAAUAGGCGUGCAUGGUAUGACGCUACGAAGCUGACAUCUGAAGUUUUAAACCUAUACAAGGCCCCUCUCUGUGUAGAAGGUUGGGAUGAGGCUCUUCAUGAGAUUGGUAAGCUUUCUGGUGAAACAGUUUUAUCGCCUGAAAAAGCAACAUCGCUGGUAAAAGCAGUUCAAGAUUUGCCUAUUUUGGUUGUCACUGGAGCUGAAGAUGCACUUGUUGCUUUAAGACCUGCUCAAACUAUGGCUUCCAAAUUUGUAGAUUCUAGAUUAGUUGCUAUAUCAGGAUGCGGACAUCUUCCUCAUGAGGAGUGCCCCAAGGCUUUGCUUGCAGCUAUGUCUCCUUUCAUUUCUAGAGUUCUAUGCAAUUUUCAAGUGCAGGUCCAUACAGAGUGAAACUUCAUCACUUAGCCAGCUUUUGGAGGGUCUUCUCCUUUCUUUGGGCCACCUCAAACGCCUUUCCUUGCUGAAACGUCCAAGAAGACAGUAUGGUGUUCCUCUCCCCUCGGACACUAGUUUUUCGAGGCUGGAUCUUCACUUCAAACUCUGAAGCUACAGGGUUCCUCAAACGCUUUUCCUCGCUGAAACGUCAGAGAAGACAGAAUAGUGUUCCUCUCUCCUCAGGUUGUAGUGUUGCCAGGUUGGAACUUCACUUCAAGCUCUCAGAAGUUGCAGGGUUUUGGUGUGAAUCCCUUGUAAAUUGUUGUCUUUUUUUCCCCCCUUAAUUUAUUUACUUUAAGUGAGAUGGUUACUUUAAGUGAGAUGGUUGUAGUGUAGAUAUUCUUGUCACUGGCUACCAAAGGGUAAACAAUGACAUAACCUGUAUACAUCAUUUUACAAUCUACACGUUGGGGCGUUAGUUACUGCUGUAGUGACUGUUGUGUACCUUUUAAAAAUUGAAGAGUUGAAGAAAAUUUUUGUUCA